GUAGCUAGCUGGCCGAUGCCUCCCUCCCCCACUGCCAACACACCCCGUACCCAUCGAAAGCGCGCUAGCGCUCCUUGCGCAACGGGGUUGGAUCCGCCAUGUCCGCCGAAAAUUCAGGGACCGUCCCAGGCACGCGGUGGCCUAAGCGUCAUAAGCCACUAAAUCCCAAUUUACACCACUGGGAUGAACGUCCGGGAUUCCUUCACCUCACUGUCCUCCCACCACGCUUCGGCAGAACACAAACAUUCCAACCCCAGACCCGCGCCGCCCUCCGUAUAAGCAACCAAGCGACAGCCCAUGAUAGGACCCGACUUGGAUCCGGCGCAUUGUAAUUCGCAUACUUACCGAGUCUAUAAACCGCGUCAAACGGCUUAGUGCACACACGGCAGUCUGACGAUAUACUUUCCGUCCAGCAAAGGAACCAAAACAACACCGUCAAUGUCGCAAAAAUAGACGAACCGUGCCGAACACUCAACACUACGAAGCGAUGCCGAGCUUCUUCCAAUUCACACAAGGCAACGAAUCCCGGACACGCCCUACGAGUGAUGCCUCGCCUCUACUGGGCCGCUUCCGCGCCGUCCCUCAGCAGUCCGACGUCCCUGGUCGCCGACGCCGAUCCAGCACCCUCGGUCUGUUCGCAUCCAACAACCGCGGAAGCGUCUACGUCGGCUAUGGGGCUCUACUUUCCGCGUCAAGUCUCGACAGCUACGAUAACGGUGGCACAAGGAGCGAUUGGGAGGAUUUGAGCGCGUGGGAGAGGACUUGGUGCAAGAUCUCCGAUGUUUGGGUAGAGCCCAAGCAGAGUGCCGUCAAGGGAGUCGUCGAUGUUUGGUGGAGUCGGUAUGGGGUUUUGGUGUUGAUGCCCGCUGCUCUGGCUAUUGCGUGGUGCGCCAUACCGUUCCCCAAGUACUCGUUUCCUAGCGAGGACGGCGAUGACCGAGGUGAUCUCGGGCCGGGGUCCGGGCAUAAGAUACCUGGCCACGGCGAAGCAAGAGUGCAGAUUAACUUUUGGUUCUUCCUCUUCGUCUACUACGGGUUCUACAACGUCACGGCUUUGAUGUGGAUCACCAAGGUCUUCAACUUGUACAGCUUGAACUGGUGGCCACAGUCCCUGGGGUUCCCCAUCACCAUGUCGCUCAUCGCCCUGGUGUCCAUCACGGUCCCGGUUCCCAUUUACCUCAGCCCGGAGACGCGUUUCCUCACCGCACACAACACAGCAUGGAUCUCCUGGACCUUCAUUGUCAUGGCCAUGCCCGUCACAAUCGCAUUCUGCAUCCUUCUCACCUCACAGCGGCACCUCAAGCUACGCCAGUCACUCUCCGAGACGCAGCGUAUCUUCACGUCGUCCUGGUGGACAGGCGAGGCCGAAGGAAGCAUUCCCCGUCGCGACAACCGCCGCCGCCCAAAUCUCAGCAGCGACUCCUUCAACCCGGAGAACACCCUCCAGAUCGCCGCCGAGCAGUCCCGUCACAUGGGCGGCGUCAGGAUGCGCCGCAGGUGGCUCCCCGCCAGCUUCGUCCGCUUCAUCUGGUUCUGCCUGGCCCUCUUUGUUGGCCUCAUGGCGUACGUGAUAGGAGAAGCGUACGCCGAGAUAUACUUGCGGACGCUCCCCCACAACAACUUGGAGACCAUCGUUUAUGUCUACAGCUGGAUCAUUACUGUCCAUCUGCUCGAUGUUCUCACUGGCUGGCUUCUAGGCAUUCGCGAGGGCGAAAGAGUCGGGAGCUAUCCUUUGAGCUGGGUCUUCAAACUAUACUUCAUGCUCACCUACCAAACCUACGUCCGCGCUCUUUACGCCCGUCUCCGCUCUCCAGAGCAGUUCAUCUACCUUCAGAUCCUCUCCAGCAGCACUCUCAUCAUCCUCACCCCGCUCACAAUGUCCCGCCUCUACCACCGCAUCACCGUCGCCCUCAACCUUACGGACCAGUCUUACGCAUCGUAUCAAAAGGUCUGCACCCGUAAUGUUUUCAUCCGCUUCCUGGCCGAGAAUGUCUCCAUGGCCGCCUUUCUUGGCAGCGUUCUUGUGCUACAUUUUGGCCCCAACAAGGACGUCUAUCCCUAUUUCGCCUUUGACCUGAAAGAAACGGGCGACGACUACGACUUCGGGCUUACCUUCUGGGCCUCCUCUGUCACCUGGGCCUGCGAGCUCAUCGCUUCCGUCUGUGUCCGCGCGCUCAUCAGCUGGAUCUUUGGCGUCGACGUCGGCAUGGAGGGCAAGCUCGACCUCGCCGUUUGGCCCGAGCUGCUGCCGACCAGUGUGGCUGUCAUGUUCCAUGUCCUACAGAACAUGUUCUUCUCCAUCAUCCGACUGCAGUUCCACUGACGGAAACGAUUCAAAUAACCAGCCAAACCCACAAGUCACUCUCAUUCAAUCCCAUUCAAUCCCAUUCAACACGCCCGUCUUCCCUUGCCGCAUCUAAGUCUUACCCUGAUUUGAUACCGACUCCAUCCAUCUGUUCACUCCGAAGCAUUAUCUCGAGAUGGUGUGUUCGUUUCACUUUAACAGAAUACACCCACCCCCUUUUCCUCGUUGUCGCACAACAUUCUGAACACCUCUCUGGUCACCCCUCCCCCCAACCUGACGAGAAAGAUGUCAAAUGUUGUUGGGCGUAUGACGUCUUUUCCUUCUCGUCCCUCGUUCUAUGUAUUGUGUUUUUCCCCUUCGUUUUGUUUUGCGCGCAUGCACCUGCUCUCUUGGCAAAUUGUCGCGGAAGACAAGAAAAAAGAUACCCCCUUUUUGGCUCACGUUUCCCACGUUAGAUAAGAUACCAAGCGCGCUCAGAGAACCCUCUUUUCAGCAUGACGUAUGAAUAAACCUGCCUCGUUACUACGGAGGCAGAUGAUAAUCACAUAGAAAUAAUAAUGACCGAAUUGGACGCGAUCUACUGCCACCCCGCUUCUCGAGACGUGAAGCGCUCUGGUGGGGAGAGUCUUGGCAAACGCACAUUAUCAAUAGGCGGCGUCUACUACUUCGUGACAUUGUAGCAGCAUUAGAGCCACCUAUCGGGCGAGGUUUCUCGAUGCGAUGGAACCUCCUGUCGGAUGUUUGCUUGUUUCCCAGCAUACCUUAUCAAUCGUCUGUCUAGAUAUGGGGCUGUUACUGAUCCGGCCGGCUGCAGGCCGAUUGUCUUUUGCCCACCCGCCUUGGGCCACAGCGCGCCACAGUACCGGCCAUGACACCCUCCUGGAUGUAACAAGCUCUUCCGUGAUGGCUCGGUCAAGUUGUAGUCCGGCUUGGAUUGCCCGUCAGGAUAUGAGUCGCUGAACGAUCAAGCCGGUUCCCAGAUCGGUACCAGUCCAAGACGGCGGGCUGUAUUGCGUUCUGGCUAAAAGGCUUUAAAGACAUGCUCGCGUAUUCGUCCGCAGAUGUGAACUGUUUAGUGAGCAGGGCUAUAUCAGCCAAGAGCUUUCCAGCUCCAGACAAAGUCUACGGGACUCGAUGCAACCAGCCAGCUAACGUUAGAUUCGCCAGGCCUUCCGCUGCCAACUGGCACGAAUGGGACGACGACCCGGGGCUCUCUGGCUGCAUCUCGCCCAGGUUCGAGCAACGUCAGCAUAUAGUUACCCCCCGUAGCACAUUCGGGAGGAUUUUUCCUUCUCCAGACUGCGAGCCAAUGGCGCCGUGUCCGAACAGUAGCGGUGAAGGAAAUAUGUUCCAUGCCAGUCAUCAAAAACUGACUCAUUCCAUCGACUACCUGCUAGCGGCCCCGGGGGCAUGGCAUCUUUGGAGUCCUAGGCCGAGUAGGAAACAUCGAGGCCGUUGAUUGCGUGAGACACCUGGCGAGAAACUUGCCCUCGGACAGGUGCGUCGACGGGUCCGUUUCCACCUGGGCCGGAGGGUUUUGAACGCCGCUAAUGCACCCAAUCUUGAAAUCGGCGUUGAUCCCGGACCUAUGUGUUUCUGCCCCAUUGCCGGGUGAGUGAUUCUGCGGUUUGCAUAGAAGGGGCUAUAUUGGGAUUCUUUCGCCGGCCAUUUUAUGCACUAUUGCAAGUAACCACCUCUCUU
Messenger RNA from Colletotrichum destructivum, 4006 nucleotides. RefSeq lists its product as uncharacterized. The coding region runs from base 488 to 2323 and encodes 611 amino acids. Lineage: Eukaryota; Fungi; Ascomycota; Sordariomycetes; Glomerellales; Glomerellaceae. The record is from RefSeq and is a predicted model, not a curated record. The transcript has 4 exons.